This is a messenger RNA of Toxoplasma gondii ME49, 3208 nucleotides long. RefSeq lists its product as hypothetical. The transcript has 2 exons. The record is from RefSeq and is a predicted model, not a curated record. NCBI's taxonomy places the organism in Eukaryota, Apicomplexa, Conoidasida, Eucoccidiorida, Sarcocystidae. The coding region runs from base 2337 to 2954 and encodes 205 amino acids.
AAAACUGAGGAUAGGUGAAUGUCACGUUUCUACUGUCGAAACCACAUCUUUUACUAGAACUACGAAUGUAGAAACUGGGUGACGGCUGGCUUCCAUUUCACGGCCUGACUACUCAACCGGUAAGCUUCACAACCUUUUCUAUUCUCGCCUGAGGCCUAGCCACAAAAGUACUGGUACAAGAGCUCCGGUUCUACUCUGCUAUACCCUUCACCAAGAUGUUGGAUCGUCUCGUACCAGCUCUGCUGCUUUGUUCUUCGUUCUUCAUUUUGGUGGACAAAAUAUGUGGUAGUCCAGGUGCAUGGACUCCUCAUACUCAUGACGUCCUCGCGGACCAAUACGGACGUCCAUUCAGGCGGUUAGCCGAUCAAGAAGCUGCGCGACCGAGGAGGUUGGCUGUGUAUGCGUCGAGAUCCCCCAUGCUCGGCCACUUCACAGCACCCUCUCCGGGAGGACCUGAAACGGUUGCUAACAUAGCCCAGGGUGAACCUUCUUUGCCUACCGGAAAUGCCGGGGAACCCAUUCGUUUUUAUGAGGGAAACGAAGGAGUAAAGCCUCAUCGAAGCGCACCACCCUUCGCACACCCCCGCCCUCACCGCCGGUUCCGCCUGCCGUCGCACCGCCAGAGAAGCCGUCACGAAGCCGACGAGAUGCUGAAGUGGAAGAUCCUCCAGUUUUGUCGGCAGAGAUAUAGAACCUGGUUCGACUGCCCACUGGCGGAGCACCUCAGUCGCCAUUGAACCUUCUGUGGGAGCGGCGCAACGCUCGUUGUCCACGGAGCCUUGGUAGCAGCGCGCUGUACCGAGUGAUAUUGCGUGCGAUGCGGGGGACCACGAGGAGUCAACGGGGUCUGGAUUUUUGUUUGAACAGUGAACUUCUCUGUAUAGUAAACAAUCAGCGUACCCUAUCAGAGAUCUGGCCGCUUCGGGCGCAUGUGAGCCCUGUGGUAGACCUGGGAACAACGACGUUUCUGAACUUUAUUCGGUCGUUGUGGCUGGACGAGCCCUCAUCAACUGGUGUUUCUGGCAACGCAGAAGCUCCGUGUUCCAUGCCGCAUUCUGUGAUUGGUGUUUCGACUGAUACAACUGGCGGGUUCAGCGGAGAUCCACCCACUCUUGACAAAACUGGUUUACGAUUCUACCAGUGUUGGAAACUACUGCCUUGAGCCGCGCAAAUCGCCCUCUGUACGCGGUGCAAAAACGCGUAGUUAAUUGGAAGCCCACACAAGGAUACACCAGCCACAAAUGCAGUUCGCUGUAGCAGACUACGUAGGCAUUUGAAGACACCUCCUCAACAGGAGUGGACAAGCCGCUGUUUAGCACCACUCAGUUGUCACCGUGUUCAGCACAGCAGCUUACGCAACUCUGGCUGACCACAGUCGUCACCACCCCUCUGCGAAGGGGACUGCACGGCGGGUAACAGGAUAUGAUUCGCGUGCGGUCACACGCACUGAUGCGUUGCCAUAACGUCCAUGAGUCAGUGUAUUUCCCAAACUAGCCAGUCCCUCUCGUUUUGCACCUGAUAGCUGUUCCUCUGGCCAUCGACAGGCAAGCGACCCUAUCGACUCCGCAGAACGGGGUUUUGUAACGCGUAGACUAUUCGCCUUAGUUGAGGUCUAAGAUGCAUAUGCUGAGGACAUGCCAAGUUUUGUGGAACGUCGACCGGGUUUCCUUCUCCAAAGCGAUGAGGUCUCAACCUUUAAUCGACAGCCAGGUAAUUAUUUUCUUUAUCACCUGCAUGCAACCCUGGGUUUCUUUUUGCGAUUGCACGCAAUACGGAAAUACUCCUUUGGACGAUCAAUUCAUCCAGCGAGAGAGCAUUUAGUCUCUUCAUUCAUGAGCGUAUCUGUGAACAGAUUCCUGCAGCAGUUGCCCUUCCCCUUUCUCGGAAGACAGUGUGUACGGAAAUCCCGGGAAUCCGAACGGACGGUAAAUUAUAACAAGCUACAUGUCUCCAGAAGAAGAGGAUGCAAAUGGCGUUGGUAGAGACACAAAGCCUGGGUGCGCAGACGUGCAGCAUUAUCGAGUUGGUUCGCUUCAGCAAGCGGUAGGGUGUUUGGGGUUGCAGCUGCUUGUGGCGGUUAGCGAGCCAUAUGGAAGAGCGACGGAGACGCCAACCUCAGUCACGAUCCUUCAGGCUGCGCAGGGAAAAAAACGGGGGGCGGCCUGGCUGCUGGACCGUCCGGUUGAGCGAACGGGUCCACUCUGUCGCUAUUACCUCUAGGAACGGGGGUAGAAACAGCUAGGUUCCAAGCCUGCUGAUGAAGCUGGCACUUUUGAAGGCCCGCAUCCCAUUUGUGACACCCGGUUUUGCUCCUGUUGGUCUUCUAACGGCGCACAAUGUCUUGUUUACACAGCAGGGUGACUUUAACGCUUUGUAUAGUGGCAGCAGGGACUGUGGCUUGCCACUGCACGUAUGCAAACCGUGAACCAACAAGGGACGUCCCGAAUGUGCUGGAGAUUCCGGAACUGGCGUUGGAGAAGGGGAAUGAGGAAGACGUUGACGAAUUCAAGGAGCCGCUUACGGCUCCUGACGAGGAGGACUCACCAUCCGGCGCUCGGAAGAAAGGUGCGACCAUGAAGCGCCUUCAAAGUACUCUCAAUGGUACAGCAAAUACCCGGCUUAAUCUUCCGAAUGAGCUUUGGACCACCGUUCAGAAGAUCUCGCCCAAGAGCGCACAUGACAACGCACCCAUGCGUUUGUGGAUUCGGAAGAAAUACGCACCAAAGGCGGAAGCAGUUCCGAUAGAAGCUUUAACGUCGGCGCUUGUGAAGAGAAUUCGUGGUUCUCAAGAGAAGGAUGAGGGCGACCCUGCCAGGGGCAAACAAACAGAAGCGAUCAUCGCCAACAUCCUCCGCUACUGCCGCACUCAUUACAGACCUACGGAAGCUUGUCCCCAACUCGCCGCCCUCAGGCGCUUUGGCCUGCCUGCCGACAACGCCUAUCCAAGAAGAUAGCUCAGGAGAUACGAACAGGAAUUCUCGUCAGUCUUCUUUCUGCAGUGGCUUCCACGCAGAAGGAACCUCGUCUUCAGAACCGUUGACUGUAUUGGAAAACUGUGAAUUCAGAGAAGCUUGUGUGAGUUCGCUUUUUCGUUUGCUGCCUUUUCUACUAGGCAAUACUCGACUACAUCAAAUACUGUUGGUGUCUGCGUUUCGAGUUUGUAGAGUUCUUCCCUUGACAAUUAGAAAAAAGUAUUUAAAUGAACGUG